AUGCAGUUAAAGGUAGAGGCAGGCUCGGGCUAUGGCAGCAUGAUUGGCUCUGGCCUGGCAGUCAAUCUAGGGGCAUCAGAGACACUCCCUCUUCUCAUCCCAGAAGAUGAGCUAGAGCUGAACUAUUUGAAGCCCCUGACCAGAGCAGAACUGGAGGCAGCUGCUGAAGGACCAGGCUGGAAGAAGUUCCGCUCUCGCCUGGUUCUACUCUUCUGGCUAGGCUGGCUUACCAUUUUGGGGAUCGCUAUCACCGUGAUCGUACAGAGCCCACGGCCUGUAGCUCCUCAUCUGCCCUGGUGGCAGAAGGAGCUUUUCUACCGCCUACAGCCAGUCCUGUUCAUGGAUGCAGAUAGAACAGAGUCAGGUGCUAUAAGCAGAGUGUCUGAGAAGCUGCCGUACCUGAAGUCUUUGGGGGUUGGUGUUAUAAUAUUGGACGGAUUGUUUAGUCCUAAAGUUUCUCUCAUAAACAUGACUCAGAUUGACCCGAGGCUUGGAACAUUACCUGAGUUCCACCAAUUCAUCACUAACAGUCACACAGCAGGUAUGAGGGUCAUUCUAGACCUCUGCAACAACAAGGCAGAGAUCUUAUCAAAUGCUUCUGAUUAUGCCCAGGAUUCAUUAAGGUAUUGGCUUGAGCAAGGUGUGUCAGGAUUUGAGAUCUGCAACGCAGACACUGCAUUUACUGAGAAGACACUGCAGAAGUGGAGGGAAAUGGUCAAAGAGUUUAACACAGGUGGAAAUGAAAGGAUAAUGAUGGUGAGGGAAAUAAGUGAUUCUGUUUCAGGGCUCAAUAUUUCUGAGUCAGCUGUAAACAGUUCGAUGGCGGAGUUAGUAUCAAGGUCUCUGAUUCCUCCAUCCUCACAUCCAUUAUCUGCUUCUGAGGUAGCUGAAGCAAUAGAGGCCAUGUUGAAGACCCUGCAUGGAGAAAGGCCAAGCUGGAGAGUGGAUGGGCCUAUAGCAUGGUAUCUGCAGAAAGUUGUCAUGGUUCUGAUGAUGACCCUGCCUGGAACUCCUGUUAUCAGUUAUGGUGAUGAGAUCAGUCAAGCUUCAAACCCACAUCAGCCAAUGCAUUCCACGACUCUCUUCCACUCUCUGAGCCACACACGUUCUCAUGAAGAAGCUCUCCUUUAUGGCUCUUUCACCUUUCUUACUUUCAACACUACAUCUCUCAGAUUUGGUUCCACAAACUCUACAGCCAUGCCACCUUUGGCAUUCCUGCGCUCAUGGGGGUGCAUUCAUUUCCUGGUGCUGUUUAACUUGGGUUCAGAGUCUCACGCUCUGGAUUAUAACUGGACCUUGAGUCUUCCUGAAAGUGGAAUGGUUGUAACUAGCACAGGUCUGGAUCGCGUUGGUCAAGUGACUCUUCAGUCUAUAACACUCCAACCUCAUGAAGCCAUUGUCAUUAGGCUGUUUGAGAUAGACCCUGAUUUCUGAGUGGUCUUAUGAGUAGUCUGAAAUACAAACGAAAUUGAUUGGAGUAUGUUUUUAUAAAUUUGUGACAAUGUUACAUUAAUUCUGUAAAUUAGUGCUACUAUAGUUACUUCUGUUACCACAUGAGGUCACUCUAUUAUAUCUACAGUGUAUGUGAUGUUUUAAAUGUUUGGGUGUGACAGAAUUUUGAACAAACAGAAUUUUGUGGUUUGUGACUUUACUCCUGCCUUUUCCUCAGAUGUGCAGAUUAUUAAUGAGCAUAUGAAUUUCGAUUACUCAGUAUUAACCUCAGACAAACAACCAUGGCCAAUACACAUUCCCUCAUGCCCUGAACAGCUCACUUUCAUUCCCACUUACUCAGGAAAGAGCUGUUUUAAAUUAUUCUGUUGUGCUCAUAUCCACCGGGAAUUACAAACCACAUGAAACAUUCAUUUGAAUACCAAAAUUGCUACGAAAACAAAUUUGCCUUUCUGUGGACCUGCACGAGCAUGAUAUUGAAGGCAGAAUAUAUUCAGAUGUCACUUAUACACUUGUAUACAGAGUUUUCAGUUGAAUGAUGUUCAAAAAUUAAAAAAUGGACAUUACUCCCUUCAUAAAAUAUAUAUAUUAAGACUGAUUAUCUCCUCAUCAUGGCACCUGUUAGUGGGUGGGAUAUAUUAGGCAGCAAGUAAACAUUUUGUCCUCAAAGUAGAUGUGUUAGAAGCAGGAAAAAUGGGCAAGCGUAAGGAUUUGAGCGAGUUUGGUGAAGGGCCAAAUUGUGAUGGCUAGAAGACUGGAUCAGAGCAUCUCCAAAACUGCAGCUCUUGUGGGGUGUUCCUGGGCUGCAGUGGUCAGUAUCUAUCAAAAGUGGUCCAAGGAAGGAACAGUGGUGAACCGGCGACAGGGUCAUGGGCGGCCAAGGCUCAUUGGUGCACGUGGGGAGACAUCACAUGGAUGGCCAGGUGCGUGUGCGUUGCUUACCUGGGGAACAGAUGGCACCAGGAUGCAUUAUGGGAAGAAGGUAAAACGGCGGAGGCAGUGUCCUGCAAUCCUGCAAUCCACGUGAAUGUUACUUUGACACGUACCAACUACCUAAGCAUUGCUACAGACCAUGUACACCCUUUCAUGGAAACGGUAUUCCCUGAUGGCUGUGGCCUCUUUUAGCAGGAUGUAAUGUGCCGUGCCACAAAGCAAAACUGUUUCAGGAAUGGUUUGAUGAGCACAACAACCAGUUUGAGGUGUUGACUUGGCCUCCAAAUUCUUCAGAUCUCAAUCCAGUCGAGCAUCUGUGGGAUGUGGGAUGUGCUGGACAAACAAGUUUGAUCCAUGGAGGUCCCACCUCACAACUUAGAGGACUUAAAGGAUCUACUGCUAACAUCUUGGUGCCAGAUACUACAGCACACCUUCAACUAAUACAUUUUAAAAAUGCACUUCCUUCCUGCAUUCACUGUACAACAUAUUAACUAAUGGUCAAGCUAAUCUAUAAAUGAUCAGAUAAGUCAGAUCCAGUGUCAUCAAUGUAUGAAAAAUGUCUCAGACUUUCGUCUACUGUUUGGUAGUAUUUCUUUUCACAUAGUACACUGAAUAUUGCAUGUAGGAGGAGGCAGAUCUAUAAAGCACGCUCAGCAAAGUAGAGGUAUCUGUUUCAACAUCUUUAUAACAGCCAACAUAUCGCUGCACAUUAAACAGACAGAGCUGUUCAUGCCUGGGCUAAAGUUAGAAUUCAUAGACAGUCUGUCUACAGCAUGACCACGGUGACCAGUUUAUUGAUCGAGUUAGGUGAUACAGUAAUUGUUCUUUAUUUUUAAGUUGUAUUUUUCCACUAAAGCAUUAUAAAAGAAGUUCAGAGGCACAAGAUGUGUAAUGUAACAGGAAUUGCUCAAACUAUUACUUUCCCAUAUAUAGAAAUGAUGAAAUUAUGACUACGCCUAAAGAAGAAGUGUGAAGUUUCAGUU
This is a messenger RNA of Hemibagrus wyckioides, 3365 nucleotides long. Its product is annotated as 4F2 cell-surface antigen heavy chain. Gene Ontology annotation, biological process: carbohydrate metabolic process; amino acid transport. The record is from RefSeq and is a predicted model, not a curated record. The transcript has 8 exons. The coding region runs from base 1 to 1434 and encodes 477 amino acids. NCBI's taxonomy places the organism in Eukaryota, Metazoa, Chordata, Actinopteri, Siluriformes, Bagridae.